Gossypium raimondii (Peruvian cotton) is the source of this 1187-nucleotide messenger RNA. Its product is annotated as vesicle-associated protein 1-2. Gene Ontology annotation, biological process: endoplasmic reticulum membrane organization. The coding region runs from base 223 to 948 and encodes 241 amino acids. The transcript is spliced from 8 exons. The record is from RefSeq and is a predicted model, not a curated record. NCBI's taxonomy places the organism in Eukaryota, Viridiplantae, Streptophyta, Magnoliopsida, Malvales, Malvaceae. Gene Ontology annotation, cellular component: endoplasmic reticulum membrane; plasma membrane.
AUUGUAAAAUAUGGAACCGGGAGUCAAAGUCGAAAGUUUUAAGACUGCCAAACAUCGCUGUCCUCCCACGUUCUUGCCUUUAAGGUCUCUCUCAAACACUAGUUCCCAUUCGUCUCUUUCCUCCGUCGCCGGAGGACUAGAAAGCCCACCGCCACUCUCAAGGGCCGCCGGAAGCGGCCUAUAUUUAAUAUCUCCAACUAACGUCUCCGCGAUCCACUCACGAUGAGCACCGGCGAACUUCUCAGCAUCGACCCUCAAGAGCUCCAAUUUCCCUUUGAACUGAGAAAGCAGAUCUCCUGUUCUCUAAACUUGUCCAACAAGACCCACAGUUAUGUAGCUUUUAAGGUCAAAACGACAAAUCCAGAGAAGUACUGUGUAAGGCCCAACACUGGAGUUGUUCUGCCUGCCUCUACGGGCAACGUUAUUGUUACAAUGCAAGCACAAAAGGAAGCACCUCCCGAUAUGCAAUGCAAGGAUAAAUUUUUACUUCAGAGUGUGGUUGCUAGUCCCGGAACCGCAGCAAAGGAUAUAACUCCUGAGAUGUUUAAUAAGGAAUCUGGGAACCGUGUUGAGGAGUGCAAGUUGAGGGUUGUUUAUCUUGCACCUCCUCAGCCUCCUUCCCCUGUUCAAGAAGGAUCCGAGGAAGGCUCUUCAUCUACGGCUUCAGUCUCAGACAACGGUAGCUUGAACGCUUCAGAAUUUACAUCUGUGCCAAGGGCUCAUGUCAAGCAGCAUCAACCUCAACACAACUCAUCGGAUGCAAGGUCUCGCAUUUCCAAGCUAGCCGAGGAAAAAAACGCUGCCAUUCAGCAAAAUAAAAGCCUUCAGCAAGAACUGGAACUCUUAAGACGCAAAGCCAGAAAAGGUCACACUGGUAUUCCACUCAUGUAUGUAAUACUUGUUGGCUUAAUUGGCGUCAUUUUGGGAUACCUCUUGAAAAGAACAUGAAGGUGGAAAUUACCAUUUUCUUUUCCGCCGGAAAAAUGAAAUGUAGGAGACUUUGAAGAAACAAAUAUUUGACCCAUUGAUUAAGUUGUAGCUCUUAUUGAAUGUAUCACUUCACUACUGGUCUGUUUGUAUGCUAGAAAACCAUGUCCAAUAUGACAGGUAGAAGCAACUGUUGUUCAUUGUAUUAACUGGAAUUAACUGGAAAGGAAUUAACUGGAAUUCACAAUUGUGGCCAAUAA